CGUCCAGGAUCGUGCGCCACCAAGAUGGGCUCUGGCAUGGCGGAAGUAGACCGCCGGCGCACCACUCGAAAAACCAACAACCGCAGACCACUUUCACCAGCAGCGCGACGUGACUCGAGGUCUUGGAUAGCUGCCUUCAGAUUCACCCUAUCCGCUGGUGGAAGGUCCGGCUGCAUGAUGACUCCAGAACCUAUUAAUUUAAAAGCAAAUCGCAUAAGCGCUUGGCGCUCCUCUGCUGUGGAAAGAAUCGCCUUUAGAAGACGAGGACUAAGGUUGGGGCUACUGACAGGCACGUCUCCAAGUCGGGUUAGUUUACGUACGGUCACUUCAUGACUUUUCCUUCUAACAAUCUCUUGAUGCUCUGGCCAUCGCAAUAAUCAACGGUGCCCUAUCUGCUGCAUCGAGCAGGGUGGAUGGGGGUUUGGAUGCUACUGCUCAAGCUUUCCCGCCUUCUUGUUCCCCUUCUUGCGCUUUUUCUCCCUCAUGGUCCCGUACCAACUUCACUUUUAUCCACUCAGUUUUCAACCCCCCGAUUCUUGGCCCUACCCAACAUGCUUUGCUAGGCGUUUAUCUUCUAGUUUCAACUCAAAUGCAAACGCGGAGAGUCACUCUUGCCCUCUCG
Molecule: messenger RNA, 622 nt
Organism: Dicrocoelium dendriticum
Lineage: Eukaryota; Metazoa; Platyhelminthes; Trematoda; Plagiorchiida; Dicrocoeliidae
Source: the annotation of a GenBank genome assembly